Nymphaea colorata (pocket water lily) is the source of this 2603-nucleotide messenger RNA. RefSeq names its product leucine-rich repeat extensin-like protein 4. The coding region runs from base 38 to 2278 and encodes 746 amino acids. Gene Ontology annotation, molecular function: protein binding. Lineage: Eukaryota; Viridiplantae; Streptophyta; Magnoliopsida; Nymphaeales; Nymphaeaceae. The record is from RefSeq and is a predicted model, not a curated record. The transcript has a single exon.
UCAUAAGAAAGACUCUCUCUCCCCAUGUGAAUCAGCCAUGCCGCCUCCUGCUGCUUCCCUGCGGGUCCUCUUCCUCAUCCUCUUCACCUUCUUCACCACCACUUCUGCUGAACUUUCCGGCGAGGGCUGUGCCCACCAGACCAGGCCGAUCGAUCCUCGCCUCACCUUCGCGAAUCCGAGCCUCCGGCAAGCCUACAUUGCCCUCCAGGCCUUCAAGCAAGCCAUUUUCUCAGACCCGGAGAACCUCACUUCCAACUGGGUUGGCUCCGAUGUGUGCUCCUACUUUGGAGUCUUCUGUGCUCCUUCCCCUUCGGAUCCUUCCCUCCAGGUCGUUGCGGGCAUCGACCUCAACCACGGCGACAUUGCCGGCUACCUCCCCGACGAGCUCAGCCUCCUCACCGAUCUCGCGCUUUUUCAUCUCAACUCGAAUCGCUUCUGCGGAAUAGUUCCGAACUCUUUCCGGCACCUCCGCCGUCUGUUUGAGCUGGACUUGAGCAACAACCGCUUCGUUGGUCCAUUCCCGAAGGUGGUUUUAGAUCUCCCGAAGCUCAAAUUCUUGGACAUCCGAUUCAAUGACUUCGAGGGGCCGAUCCCGCCUGCGCUCUUUGACAAGGAUCUUGAUGCUAUCUUUUUGAACAAUAAUCGGUUCAAGUUCGGCAUUCCGCACAAUUUUGGAAAUUCUCCGGCGUCCGUCGUGGUUUUUGCCAACAACGACUUGCACGGCUGCAUUCCGAGUAGCAUUGGGGAGAUGGGCGACACUCUUGGCGAGAUCAUAAUGUUGAAUAACAAUCUGACGGGAUGCUUACCGCCGGAAAUGGGGGAACUGAAACAGCUUACUGUGUUUGAUGUGGGCUACAACACGAUUCAGGGGACGUUGCCGGAAACGAUUGGGGGAAUGCAGAAGCUGGAGCAGCUCAACGUCGCUUACAAUGAGCUCACCGGAUCGAUCCCGGGAAAUAUCUGCAGACUACCGGCGCUCCAGAACUUCACCUUCAUCGGCAAUUACUUCACUGGCGAGCCACCAGAGUGCCUGGCGAGGCAGUCGCUGCAAGUGAAUGAUGGAGAAAACUGUAUCCCGUGGAGACCGGCGCAGCGGCCGCCUGGGCAGUGCGCAAGGGUGGUUGGAAGGAGGGUCGAUUGCAGCAAGUUUGGCUGCAGCAUUGGUGGUGGUCAUGUAAACCCUGGUGCGCCGUCGCUGCCACCAAGAAGGGCAGCACCUCCCCCUCCGAAGCCUAACCCUUCAAAGUUUCCCAGCCCACCUCCGCCUACCCCGUCGCCACCACCACCGCCAUCUUCGGAGUCUUCUCCCGGUGCAAAAACUCAUCCGCCUCCACAGUCAUGGGCUCCGCCAACUGUAUCACCACCACCAUCCCCAACAAAGGGCGGGACAGGACAUCCUUACCGCCCACCACCUUCCGAGUCACAUCACCACCACCAAUCACCACAAUCGCCGCCAGUCGAGCACCAUCACUAUUCUCCUCCGUAUGCACACCUUCUUCCACCCCCACCACCGGCUGUGGUGGGUUCGCCACCAGCAGAGCACUACCACCAUCCAGCUCCAUCGACCCAUCUUCCGUCGCCACCAGCAGCAGAGCACCAUUUAUAUCCACCCCCGUCUACACAUAUUCCACCGUCACCAACAGUGAAAAUACCCCCACCACUGCACCAGCAGCACCACCCGCCUCCAUCUGCACGGCCGCCGCCAUCAGAGAAGCACCACCAGUCGCCUCCAUCUACAUAUCUUCCUCCGCCAGCGGAGCACCAUCAACAUUCUCCACCAUCUACGUACACUCCACCACCAAGGGAGCACCAUCACCAGUCGCCUCCAUCUACAUAUCUGCCUCCGCCAGCGGAGCACCACCAACAUUCUCCGCCAUCUCCGUAUAUUCCGUUGCCGCCGCCGGGAAAGAACCACCACCACUCUCCUCCAUCUACAUAUCUUUCGCCACCACCAGCAGUGGAGAGACCGCCACCGGCGGAGCACCAUCGCCAUCCGCCUCCAUCUACGUAUCUUCAGCCACCCACGGGACACAACCAUCAUCCACCACCGCCGCCGGGAAGGUCCUCAGAGGGCCCACCCUACUAUUCUCCUCCUCCAUCAAUGGCACAUUACCCACCUCCAACCUCAUACGAGUCACCGCCACGACCUCUACUUCACUCCCCUCCACCACCACCACCACCCUCGCCGGAGUACCACAACGUGCCCCUGCCGCCGGUGUCUGGAUUUCAAUAUGCAUCUCCCCCACCACCCAUUUACCCGUACGAAAAUCAUAGCUAAUCCCUCCCUCCCAUCUCCACUUUUUGCAUUAAACAUUCUUUUGUUUAUUUGGUCUUUUUGAUCUUUCUAGAGAUGAGAUUGCCUUCUCUUUCUCUCCUAAAACAAGGAGAUUAGGAUCUACUAUGACUUCCAUUCUCCCCUUUCCCAUCUAGUAAAUCGGUGUUGGCGCUGUUGCGUGUGUAGCUUGUGCUAUUAGUCGAUAAAUCUGUAUUAAAUAUUUUGAAAUCUCUUUUUCUUUUCCCAAUGUUGUAUCAACUAUCAAGUGUUUGAUCAGAUAAACUAUUAUGUUGGGGCACGAACUAAUGUAUUAAAUGGUUUCAUGCUC